This is a messenger RNA of Zalophus californianus (California sea lion), 5095 nucleotides long. RefSeq names its product cysteine and tyrosine rich 1 (gene CYYR1). Lineage: Eukaryota; Metazoa; Chordata; Mammalia; Carnivora; Otariidae. The record is from RefSeq and is a predicted model, not a curated record. The transcript has 5 exons. The coding region runs from base 328 to 891 and encodes 187 amino acids.
ACGUCGGUGCCACCCGCGAAGAUGAAAUGUGAGCCCCGGUGGCCCAGGACUCAGGAGCGGGCUGCCUCGUCUUCCGCCUGAACGCCGCGGGCAGAGACAAAGAGACCUCGGUCCCAGCGCGAUCCCGCGCGGGCCGGCCCGGGUUCCCCUCGUAGGCUCCCAGGGCAAUGGCCCCGUCUCCCCGCGACCCCCGUGUCGGGAGUGCUGCCCUCUCCCUCUGACCGCCCUCCAGCCCCUCCGCGUCUGGGGCUCUCCCUUCGCUCCCAGCCCCCUUUCCAGUCUGUCUGUCCGUCUGUCCUGGCGCGCAACCUCCGGCCACCGGCUUGGAUGGACGCGCGGAGACUGCCCGGGUGUCCAGGGAUCUUGCUUCCGAAAUUGGUCCUGCUCUUUGUCUACGCAGAGGAUUGCCUUGCUCAGUGUGGGAAAGACUGCAGAUCUUACUGCUGUGAUGGAACCACACCCUACUGUUGCUCCUACUACGCUUAUAUUGGGAAUAUCCUCUCGCUGCCAUUCCAUUUUGCUGAUUUUACGAUAUGGAGUUCUCGUAGGGGUACAGCAAUUGCUGGCAUAGUGUUUGGAAUUGUAUUCAUCAUGGGGGUCAUAGCUGGAAUUGCCAUAUGUAUCUGCAUGUGUAUGAAAAACAACCGCGGGACCCGGGUGGGCGUCAUCAGGACCACCCACAUCAAUGCCAUCUCCUCCUAUCCUGUGGCACCACCCCCCUAUAGUUAUGACCAUGAGAUGGAAUACUGUGCCGACUUGCCACCUCCCUACUCCCCGACCCCACAGGCUUCAGCACAGCGUUCUCCACCCCCUCCUUACCCUGGAAAUUCAAGAAAACAAUCCUUCUCCCAGAACAGAAUAUGUGCCAAUCAGAGAUCUUGCCUGGAAUAAAAUGUCUUUACUCAGAAACAGGAAAGGAUUGCUCUAAGGAUUACUUUUUUGGGUCAAACAAUAUGUCAGGUGGAAUAUCCAGGCUAAGAAAUACUGAGUUUUUACCCCUCUCUGAGCUGACCCCAUCUGGAAUACUGCUUGGUUCAAUGGUAUCACUUUUGAAGAGAGGUACUGAUCAAUGCAGUCACAUUCAGAGAAGAGUAAUGAGACAGACAAAACAUCUGAAAAUCAUAUUGCUUAAGGAAACUGCAAUACUGAUCCUGGAAAAGAGAAGAAUGAUGUAAGAGAGAAUAGCCUGGAGUACAUAAGGAAACAACUAUAUUCUGUGUAGCUUUAAAAGUCAGAACUAGAAUUAUUCAUUCUUUUGUUCAUCAAUAAAUACUGUUCAAGUGCAUGAGAGCCUACUCUGUGCCUUUCACUGUUUAAAGCACUGGUUGGAAGCUACAGAAACUUUGGUUUCUGGAUAAGAACAAGGAACUUUGGUUUCAGGAUAAGAAAGAGGAGUUGGAGCUUCCUUAUUGACUAGAUUGUUUUGUGAAGUUUCCUAUUACCAAGACUUCAAACAGAAUCUAUCUGGAAGAGACAUGUUCUAGAAAGGACAGCUAAAUCAAAUGGUAGAUGGGUCCACUGGGCCCCAAACAUUCUGCUCAUGGUUUAGUUAAGUGUGAAGUAAAUUUCUGUGCCUCCAAGAAUGAAAACAUUUAGAACAGUUUAAUCUUAUCUAUUUAAUUUGACAAGUUAAAACAGGAUCAAAGGGACUCAACAGCUGCUUGAAGCCAAGAACUCUUCAGUGCUAGCUACUGCCACCUAAAAAUCAUCUGACUUUAAUUAGUGUUUUAUUAUGACAAAAGUUAUUCCAACUGCGGGGAAAAAUCACUGUAUCAAGUUCUACAAGCAACAGAUACUUCAUUUCAGAUUAAAAGAUUAGAAGCUGAAUAUUCCCAUGGGAUUUUACAUCAGGGAGUAAAACUGUAGAACUUGAUUGUGAAGAUAUAUAACAGUUUAUGAAAAGAAGAAGGGAAAAUGAAAUUUGCUUUCUGUUCUGUGGAAUUCCAUUCAUAUGUAGCUUAGACAGAUUUGCUUCCCUUCUGUAAUAUUUUGAAAAUAUAUUCCCUUGAAAAAGUUAUACAGUUAGUAGAAAGGUUAAAACAUUGACAUCAAACUGUUGCCUUUUGCCAAAAUCCAAAUGUUAUGAAGUGCCUACCUUAAAGUAUAAAAUUUUGGCUAAAUAAUUCUAAUGCACUGUAUUUUGCUGCAAGUGACCUUAAUAUUUAUAUUUUUAUGUGGGCCCUUUCAUACAUUUAAAAUUUACAUUGACAAAAUAUUGGGGGAGAGUGAUGCCACCAAAAUGGUGACAUACAUCAUUCCUGAAUUUGCUCCCCCUCACAAGAACAAUUAACAGCUAUCCCAAAACAAGACAUCAUAGAGAGAAUCCUAGAACACAGGACUGAGGCUGAAGAAUACCCCACACACAGACUUCAGAGACCGAGGUAGACUGUAUUGGAGGGGUAAGAGAAGUUACUGCAUGUUGAUUGUAUUGCCCGCUCCCCAGGACAGUGCAGCACCAUGGGGAGAGGUGAUUCCUGAGCCUCCAGUUCCUCCAGUGGAAAAGAGAACCCAAGAGGGAACAACCAGCACUGCCACCCCCCCCAGCAUUGUAUGUCACUCUGUGAGCACCCCUACUCUCAUCCCAUACCACUGGAAUUGCAGGGCUCAGCCACUGGAAAUAUAACUAUGACAGAGAAUGAGGGCGGAGCUUACAACAACCAGCACAUGGAUGUCGGCAGACCAAGUUCAUAUUGGCAGUGCCCAAAGAGUAAUCUCAACCAGUGGCUUUGCUCAUCUGUAGAACUAAGCUAGAAGUACACUCUGGGGAACUUGGAGAGGUAUAGAUCUGCCUGAUUCAGAUCCUCAAACAAGAUUUUUGCCAGCCCUACAGCCCAGUUUGCUCAUACCUAGGCAGGGUACUGAGUCACAGCCCCACACACUGUGGAGAGUGCCUUCAGCACCAUCUGACCAGAAGGGCUAGAGACAACUCCUGGAUGCUGUGUGGCCCAGUGGCACUUGAGCUAAGAGAAGAGCAGACAGAGCCAGUAGUUUGCAGAGCCAUUGGCCUCAUUUGGCCAGGGAACUUAAGGCGUGGGUCUUCUUGAAUUAAGACAACAAAGAGCUUUACCAGUUUUACAGCUGCUUCUCCUAUUGCACACAGAAAGGGAAUCUAAUUCAUGGCCUUGCUCAUGGCUAAAUAUAGCCUUCAGCUAUCUGACCAGGGAACCUAACCAGAGCACAAGGGAAGCCAUAUAGUCCAUCUAACAGCCCUACAUACAGUGGUGCUUAAACAGUGAGCACAGCUUCCUCCAUCUGCAGAGCAUCACCUGAGCAGGGAAUUCAGUGGACACUCAGGCCUGAUUUGAAGGCCCCAAACAAUGACCUCUAUGUGCCCUGAACCUUGGCUGCUGCCCUGCCAAAGCAGGGAAGCAGGGAACAUAACUCCAUCUACUACUGAAUACAGACCCAGUCCCAACGGUCUAGUAAGCCUGAGCAGAGAAUAAGGCAACUGAGGACCCCAUCCUACAGCCUCAUUUGGAUAGGGAACCAAGCCAGGAGUCAUAUCCAACUAUUUUCAUGCAGUGCUACAAUACCCCAUCCCUAUCCUCAGAAUUUGAAGAGUUGCCUUGCCCAAAGCAGUCCAUAAUAGCAGGCCCUGCCUGCCCAAAGGCAUUACCAACAGACACACCCAGAAAAAUAAAAUGAGCUGACUAGCGAAGAACUCUCUGUGCCAAAGCAAACCUAUAAAAUCUGGAAGAAGAGAUUAAUUACUCAAAUUCUCAGAUACCAACACAAGAAAUCAAGGAUCAUGAAAAAUCAGGUAAAUAUGACGCCACCAAAGCAAACUAUUAAAGCUCCAAGAACUGACCCUAAAAAAAAUGGAACCCUAUAAACUAUCAGACAAAGAAUUCAGAACAAAUCUCUUAAAGAAUUUUAGUGAACUUUGAGAGAAGAGAGACAGAAAACUAACAAAAUUAGGAAAACAAUGCAUGAACAGGAGAAGUUUGACAAGGAAAUAGCAACCAUCAAAAAAACAAAAACAGAAAUCUCAGAGUUGAAAAAUACAAUAAAUGAACUGAAGAAUUCAAUAGAGAGUUUCAAAAGUAGAUUCAAACAUGCAGAGAAAAAAUCAAAACCCUGAAGGAUAGGAUAUUGGAAAUUACCCAAGGAGAAAGAAAAAAUUAAAAAUAGCAAAGAAAGCCUAUGGAAAUUAUAUGACAAUGAAAAGAAACAAUAUGUGCAUCACAGGAAGUCCAGAAGGAAAAAAAGAGAAAGGGACAGAAAGCAAUAAUGGCUGACAACUUCCUGAACCUAGGGAGAAAAAUGGAUAUAUAGAUCCAUGCGGCCCAAAGGAUCCCAAACAGUUUGAACCUAAGGAUAGAGGGCUACACUGAGACACAUUAUUAUAUAGUCAAAAGUCAAAGACAAAAUAUUUUUUAAUAGCACCAAGAGGAAAGAGAGAACUUACAUACAAGGAACACCCCCAUAAGACUAUUGGAUUUCUCAACAGAAACUCUUCAGGCCAGGAGAAAAUGGGAUGCCGUAUUCAAAACAUUGAAAGAAAAUAACUGUCAACCAAAAUUCUAUACCUGGAAAAGCUGUCCUUCAGAAAUGAAGGAGAGAUAAAGACUGUCUGAACAAACAAAAGCUGAGGGGGUUAAUUACAACCAGACCUACCUUACAAGAAACAAAAACACAAAAAGGUAACAUGAAUCUCACUGGCAAUGACAAAUAUAUAGUCAUAACUGGAUUCUGCAAUAUGGUAAUAGUGAUACAUCACUCACUCACAACUCUAGUUUAAAAUUUUUUUAAAGGAAUGUAGCAAAAAUAACCAUAAAUACAAUAAUCUGUUAUUAGUUACACCAGCUAAAAGAAAUAAAUUAUAACAGCAAUAAUCUAAAAUGUGAGGGGCAGAAGUAAAAGUAUAAAGUAUAAAAAUUGUAUUUAUUAAUAGGCUUAAUAUAGGUUUAAAAUAGGGUGUUAUGAGUUUAAGAUAUAUUAUGCAUGCCUCAUGGUAACCACAAGGGAAGAUCUUGAGGUAAUCACACAAAAGAACACAAUAAAUAAGUCAAAGCAUACUGAUACCAAAAAAAUCGAAACACAAAAAAAGAAAGAAGGUUAAGAAAGAACAAAGGAUCUACAAAAAAAUGAGGAA